Humulus lupulus (European hop) is the source of this 1789-nucleotide messenger RNA. Its product is annotated as F-box protein At3g12350. The transcript has 2 exons. Gene Ontology annotation, cellular component: SCF ubiquitin ligase complex. Bases 198 to 1655 code for a protein of 485 amino acids. The record is from RefSeq and is a predicted model, not a curated record. Gene Ontology annotation, biological process: gibberellic acid mediated signaling pathway; SCF-dependent proteasomal ubiquitin-dependent protein catabolic process. Lineage: Eukaryota; Viridiplantae; Streptophyta; Magnoliopsida; Rosales; Cannabaceae. Gene Ontology annotation, molecular function: protein binding.
UUCCACGAGUCCACUGAAGACACAUUCCCCCGAACAGGAAUAAUCCCAUUUUCUACAAGAAUCUACCAAUUGUAUUUGAACAAACCUUCCAUUUUAUUCGAUAAUAAAAACAAAAUUUUCAUAACCAAACGAAAUAUAUUUCCAAAAUUUUCGUUCUUUGUAACUUUCUUAAGAAAAUUCACUUCUUUCCUGAGAAAAUGGGUAGGAUUGAUGACACAAAUCUGACGGUUGACGAAUGCUGGUAUUCCUUUUCUUUCACCGAUUUCCCCGAAGAUGUUCAGCUCUGUGUCUUGUCGUUCCUUAUGCCUUCCGAGAUCGCCACAUUCGCAUGCACAUCGAAACGGUUCGUUUCGUUGUGCCGAAACGACGAGAAACUCUGGUUUGCCAUGUGCGAUCGAAGAUGGGGUUUGAAGACCCAGAUCAAGAAAUGGGUUAAGGGCGAUAUCUCUUACACGCUCCUUUAUAAAACCCUCAGCGAGUGGGAGAAUCUGAUUGGUUUCUGGCGCCGAAGCGGCACGGGAACCACUGGCAUAUCAUCCCCACUGUUGAUAUUCUUCGAAUGGGGUUCGUCGUGCCUAACCGGUUCUAGGGUUUCACCGUCGAACAACGGAACAUAUGACGUGAUAAAGGCACCGUUUUUGUUUAUGAGUCUCUCGCCCGAGGGCCAAGUGGUGAUUUUCCUUGAUCCCGAUGGUCGAAGCGAAAUAUCCGACGAUUUCGCGAACUCCGGAUGCUUUGACUGUUCGGAGAAGGAUUUGGUCCCGGUCAAUCUCAGUUUCAUGGGCAAAACCCAUUUUGUUGUUGAAGAAGAUUUGGGCUUUGGGUACUCGAAUUCUCGGGAGCAAAGGAGAAAUGGGUUUCAAAGAAGUUCAAGCUCGGCAAAUGUAGUCCCGGAGGAUUGUGGGGUCGGGGAUGUUGAUUCAAUUGAACCAGAAUUUGGGUCUCCCGGGAGUUUGCCGGACCUGUUAUUGUCGGAGAUUUAUCAGUACUUUGCGAACCGAACAAGCCCAGUUGGGGACAGAUCCUCGAGGAGGCAGAGAAGGAAAGAGAAGGAAAGGCAAGCUAGAAGGAAGUGGGAAGUUCAGCAUUUCGUCAAGAUUGUUAAUUACGCUCACACUCCAUCCAGGCCUUUGCAGGGCCUAUGGAAGGGACUUUACGAUGACAUGAACUUGGGCUUAUAUCUAGUUGAAUACGACGAAGUUGGGGGCAUAUCCUGCCGAAAGGUUUGGAAUUCAUCUGAAAACAUAGCCAGUUAUGGUCCAGUGUUCUGGACAUCAAACACCACGUUUAUGGAGUCUCCAUUUUCCGCUGAGGAAGAAAGUAUUUAUGAUAGUCGCAUACACCUUCGGCCGCUUCCAGCCACAGAUUUUAUUCUUGAAUGUCCCUCAUUAAGAGAAAGCAACACGGUCUCUUGCAUUCUCAAUGUGAACUCGAGUUUCGAUCUAGUUAUCCCACAUCUGGCAGGAACAACUGCCAACCCACGGCAUGUGGAAGGAAGGGUUUGGCAAUACGGGGAUGGAACGUUUGGGUUUGGGUUCCUCCGGGAAAAUUUUAUUAUCGAUUUGAAGCACGUUUCGGAGAAUGGUAGUCUUGUUGAUGCAGUGGAGUUCUCUGGGGACCGAACUUUUAUCUAUUCUGGGAACUUCUGUACAUAACAGUAGUGUAGCUGGAUGUCACUAACUUUGUGGCUUUUGUGUAGCAUAUUUGUUGUGAAAUUAUAAUAAUUUGAUUUAUUCAGUUAUAUGUGAACAUUUUUCAUAAUCAAAGAAAUUGUUUUGCUACGAAUGAA